Molecule: messenger RNA, 2084 nt
Organism: Ricinus communis (castor bean)
Lineage: Eukaryota; Viridiplantae; Streptophyta; Magnoliopsida; Malpighiales; Euphorbiaceae
Product: adenylate isopentenyltransferase 5, chloroplastic
Exons: 2
Coding region: 457-1431 (324 amino acids)
Biological process (GO): tRNA modification; cytokinin biosynthetic process
Cellular component (GO): mitochondrion
Molecular function (GO): tRNA dimethylallyltransferase activity
Source: RefSeq, a predicted model, not a curated record
GUGGGAUUACCAGUGGAGCCGGUUGUAAAGGGAUUACUGCUAGUUGUAUGUGGGUAGGAGUAGACUAUAAAUACCACCAUGCUUUGCAAGUGAUAUGCAUCACCUCAUGUCAAAACCGUUCCUCCACAAAAAUCCAUAUAACAAUUUCAUUCAAGUGCUGCCUUAUCAUACAUCUUUUUCAAGCAUAAUUUUAAAAUUCCUCAAUUCUGUUAUAUAAGCUAUUUGUUGGUGCUCAACCACAGGAUCCCACUGCCUUCAGCCCUUUCUUCCAAGUUCCUCACCUCUUUCUUCCUUUCUUUCGACUUCCACUCUCUCUUCCUCGCUCCCCGUCCCAAGAAAAAAAAAAGGAGACCUUCUACGGCUCCCCAGUUCGCCGCAUAUUUGAUACAUAAAGGUGCGAGACAUAUAAGUAUUUAUAUAUAUAUUAUUGCUUUUUCUUCUCUGGUCAACUCAAUUAUGAAUAUGAGACUUUCGGCUUCUAUCCAAAUGCAAAUACAGCCCCUCGUGAAUUUCCAAAGGGCCCUGAACAUGGAACCUUUUUUUCGCCGAAAAGAUAAGCUCGUCUUUGUUGUAGGUCCAACGGGCACCGGCAAGUCAAGACUUGCUAUUGACAUAGCCACCCGCAUCCCGGCUGAGGUGGUCAAUUGUGACAAGAUGCAAGUUUAUAAAGGCCUCGACAUUGUCACUAAUAAGGUCACUGAAGAGGAGUGUCGUGGGGUGCCUCACCAUUUGCUUGGCGUAGUAGAACCUGAUGAUGAUUUCACUUCUGAUGAUUUUCGGCUUCAUGCCUCUAAUGCACUCGACUUGAUUAGGGCUCGUGAUCGGUUACCAAUCAUUGCUGGUGGAUCAAAUUCAUUCAUUGAAGCUUUAGCUAAUGAUGAUCCUCAAUUUCGAUUAAGGUAUGAAUGUUGCUUUCUCUGGGUGGACGUGUCUUUACCAGUGUUAUAUUCAUUUGUGUCGGAGCGAGUUGAUCGAAUGGUAAAAGCUGGAUUGAUUGAUGAGGUGAGAAAUAUAUUUGAUCCUAUAAAUACUAAUUAUUCACGAGGAAUCAAACGUGCGAUUGGUGUUCCUGAAUUAGAUCAAUUUUUUCGCUAUGAGGACAUUGUAGAUGCCAAAACUCGGGGUAAGCUUCUUGACACAUCAAUUGCAAAAAUUAAAGAAAAUACGUGUACAUUGGCAUGUCGUCAAUUGCAAAAAAUCCAUCGACUUCACAACCGAUGGAGUUGGAACAUGCAUCGCAUAGACGCAACAGAAGUUUUUAUUAGAAAUGGAGAAGAAGCUGAAGAAGCAUGGGAGAAACUCGUGGCAGGGCCUAGUGCCAUGAUAGUCGAGCAGUUCAUUUAUGAUAUAGAUCGCCGUAUAACUCCGAUUGUGCCAUCAGAAGCUGUAACUAUGAUGCCCAUUCCUAUUCCUGCCAUGGCGACUCGAUAAGUAGAAAUAUUCAGAUUGACUAAUAAUCAAUCAUCCAUCACCCAUUUAUAUGUAAUCGUUGCCACACACCAAUUAUACACUGCUCAGCUUACAACAAGUGAUGAUCAGUUCGCCUUUCAUUAAUCAGACAAUUUUGCUAUUGUAUGUAUGUAUCAUGAAGAAUAAAGUUAAAAAAUAAUUAAGACAAGGUAGUCUUAAGAGCUGUUGCUCCAAGGGGAGCACUUAAUUUAGAUGAUCAAGUUACUCGACUGGACUUUGGGAAAUGCGAGAGGGGAAGUGUUUCCUUUCCCUUCUUACUUUUCCUCCUGUUAUUUUGUGUAAUUUUACCGUUGGAAGUGAAGUACUGAGGUGGUUAAUUUAGUUAAUACCUACAAUCUGGUUGCUGUACGAAUGAGGAAAUCAAUCUAGAAGACGGAGCUGAUUGUCCGUACUAGCGUGUGGUGCACCCGCAUCAAUCAAGAUACAGUACCACACUUGAAUGGGACACGCACAUGUUUGUGAUUUGCAGCUGUAUUUUUAUUUUCAUUUCUAUUUUCUGUAAUUUUUUUUUUCUUUUCACCAGGACAGCUUCAUGGUAUAUAUACGAUGAAGAUUGGAAUAUCUUAAGCUGUGUUACCUUUUCUAAAUAAAUAUUUACCAAUCAUGCAAUUUUA